Sphaeramia orbicularis (orbiculate cardinalfish) is the source of this 4656-nucleotide messenger RNA. It is a transcript of the gene ppp3cca, whose product is annotated as protein phosphatase 3, catalytic subunit, gamma isozyme, a. Gene Ontology annotation, molecular function: calmodulin-dependent protein phosphatase activity. NCBI's taxonomy places the organism in Eukaryota, Metazoa, Chordata, Actinopteri, Kurtiformes, Apogonidae. Bases 710 to 2242 code for a protein of 510 amino acids. Gene Ontology annotation, biological process: calcineurin-mediated signaling. The record is from RefSeq and is a predicted model, not a curated record. The transcript is spliced from 14 exons.
CUCACUGUCAGAUUAGACUUUAAUCCGAGGAGGAGGGCUGUCAAGACGCUGUCUGCAUCUUGGAAGGACUCUCGGCUCUCUCUCUUUUUUUUUCUCUUCCUACAAACUAACCAACAGGAACACUUCUUCAGUGCUUCAGUUUUUUUUCCCCUGACAGUAAACGGUGUGCACAUAGAAGAUGUAUCGUCAGUCUUCCUUCGCUGUCUUUGCCUGUUCGCCGAUUUGCCAAUACGUUAACAUGUUAGCUGGCUAACUAGCUGCAAAAGAGUAACUAAAUCGGAUUAGCUGGGAACGGCAGCCUCCCUCUAGGUAAUAUCCAGGUAUUAUUUGCUAUACUUGAAAACUAUUACCAAGAAAAUAGUCGCCUCUGUUUAUUUAUUUUUUUUAUUUUUUAUUUUUUAUACAGCUAUAUUAGUGUCAACAUUACCACUCUAAAUUGUAAUUACUCGCUAGCAUUAAUGUUGCUGCAAGCUAGCUAGGUUAAAAGCUAGUCAAACCUGAAGUGCUGUAGCGUCUUCGCUAGCUAAUCUUAACUGUUUGUUUGGGGGGGAGAAAAAAAAAAAAAAAAAAAAGGAAAACUAGUGCCAACCGAAAGUCAAGACGGAGCUGACAGUCAGACUGAUGUGCUAGCUCGUCCGUAUUCAGGCUAGCUGGCAAAAAGAGCAGUACAAGAUUUUAACCCAGAAAUUAGCCUUUACUCUAAGCAAAGAUGUCAGGAAAGGAUAAAGAGAAAGACAAACAGGAGAAACAGUCCACAACGGAGCGGCUCAUUAAAGCUGUGCCAUACCCUCCGCAACAUAAACUGACGAUUAAAGAACUGUUUGAAGAUGGCAAGCCCAAUGCUGAGCUCCUCCGGAACCACCUCGUCAAAGAGGGCAGGGUAGAGGAGGAUGUGGCUCUAAAGAUCAUCAACGAUGGAGCCAACAUUCUUCGCCAGGAGAAGUGCAUGCUGGAAGUGGAGGCGCCUAUAACAGUAUGUGGAGAUGUCCAUGGACAAUUCUUUGACCUUAUGAAGCUGUUUGAAGUGGGAGGAUCACCCAGUAACACGCGGUAUCUCUUUCUCGGCGACUACGUAGAUCGAGGAUACUUCAGUAUUGAGUGUGUUCUCUACCUCUGGUCGCUCAAGAUCAACCACCCCACCACUCUCUUCCUCCUGCGUGGGAACCAUGAGUGCCGACAUCUCACAGAGUACUUCACCUUCAAACAGGAAUGUAAAAUUAAAUACUCUGAACGGGUGUAUGAUGCCUGUAUGGAGGCCUUUGACUGUCUGCCUCUCGCUGCCCUGCUCAAUCAACAGUUCCUGUGUGUACACGGAGGACUCUCACCAGAAAUCAACUGCCUAGACGACAUAAGGAAAUUAGACAGGUUUAAAGAGCCUCCAGCAUUUGGGCCAAUGUGUGACCUGAUUUGGGCUGACCCCGGUGAGGACUACGGCAGUGAAAAGACAACUGAGCACUUCAACCAUAACUCUGUCAGAGGCUGCUCCUACUUUUUCAGUUAUGCAGCAGUCUGUGACUUUUUGGUAAAUAAUAACUUGCUGUCAGUAAUAAGAGCCCAUGAAGCACAGGAUGCAGGGUAUCGGAUGUACAGAAAAAGCCAGACCACAGGAUUCCCUUCAUUAAUCACAAUCUUUUCAGCUCCAAAUUACUUAGACGUCUACAACAACAAAGCUGCUGUAUUAAAAUAUGAAAACAAUGUUAUGAACAUCCGGCAGUUUAACUGCUCCCCCCAUCCGUACUGGUUGCCCAACUUUAUGGAUGUGUUUACAUGGUCCUUGCCUUUUGUUGGAGAGAAAGUGACAGAGAUGCUGGUGAAUGUACUGAACAUUUGCUCUGAUGAUGAGCUCAUGUCAGAAGGAGAUGACCUGUAUGAAGGUGGUACUUCAGCGAUGCGUAAGGAGGUCAUCCGGAACAAGAUUCGUGCUGUGGGGAAAAUGGCCCGAGUCUUCUCAGUCCUCAGGGAGGAAAGUGAGAGUGUGUUAACUCUCAAAGGCCUGACCCCAACUGGAACUCUUCCUAUGGGAGUGUUAUCAGGGGGAAAGCAGACUUUACAGAGCGCUACCGUUGAGGCAGCUAAAGCAAAAGCCAUUCAAGGCUUCUCUCCCACGAGGAAGAUCCGUAACUUCGAGGAGGCCCGCGGCCUGGACAGGAUAAAUGAGAGGAUGCCGCCUCGCAAAGACGGCCAGCAGCCAGACGGCACCAUCAACACCAACACUCCGAACAAGAACGGCACUGAUGGAUAGACGACAAACACCGCCGCCUCGCUCCUUCACACCACCCGUAACCCCCACCGUCUCCCUCUGUCUCCCUCUUUGUCUCUCUUUCUCUUUCGCUCCCUGUUGGUUCGUCUCCUCUGAAACUGCCUGUCCGUCCCCUGCUCGCCCACGGUCUGGGCAGGGAAACAAUAGCGGAUAAAAAGGAGGCCACAGAGCUGGAAAAAAAAACAUUUCAGCUGCUGAAAAACACAAACUUUAUCAUCUGAUUAUCUGGGGAAGAGUCUAAUCUUAUUUAUUAAAUGAAUUAUAUUAGAUAUAUCGUGUAAUAGCAACAAACAUUGUAUGACGACUUUUGCAAUUGUGCAGCAAAUGUAUACCGUACAUUGAAGUUAACUUAUACUUGUCAAAGUUAUAAAAAAAGAGAAUUUUAUAAAUUUUACAAUACAGAUAGAUGAAGCCCUUGUUAUACAGGAGUUUUAGUCACAAGGUUAUUUUUUUUUUAUUGUUCUCCGUGUUUGGUAAGGGAAAGUUGAAGUACAGAUACUGUAGCCUCAGCCGCCUGGAUAUUUAGCCACAUGAGGUUCUACAUACAGUGCAGUGUUUGCUUUUAUGUGUGUCAGUUUAAUUCUAUGAUCAUAAGGGAAACUCACUCAAAAGUGAUUGCAAAUUGAGAUUUUAUACUAAAACCAUAAAAUUGAUGAAGACUGGUAGUCUUGGUUUUUUAAAUUUCCCUCACCACUUUGUUGAUUCCCAAAGAUGCUGAAUGGAUUUUUGUUCAGUAUUUUAGAUUUGCCGACUACUUCUUCUUCCUGUAUUAUCGGUUGUGAAUGAAACGGUUAAAGUGAAGGAUUAAAGCUUUGUAUGCAUUUAUAGUUGCAGUCGCUGGCUGUCCUGUGCUGAUAUGACUUGUGUUCACUUGAUGGCAGCUAGGAUGUUCUCGCUCCGCUAAACCAAAAAAAAAAGGAAAAAAAAGAGACAAAAAAAAUGGAAAAGGGAUAUACAGCACGUCUUAUUCUAUCACCACAACCAGACCCUUCAACACUCCCACAUCCCUGUUGGAAGCAUUGCUUCUCACGCACUGAAGUAUAAACCAACUUCUCUGGGGUUCUGAGCACUGCGCACGAGGAUUACGACACAAGUAACCGACCGACACAAACCAGUUGGAACAAAAGAGGACGUAUUUGCCACAAAGCAGAGGAACUGCUGGCAGAACAGACUUUAAUGAUCAUUAUUACUUAGGAAAUUUCAGUGUAUUUAACAGAAUUAUGGCAGUUUGAUUUGAUGUUCUGUUGUUUUUUUUUUUUUUUUCUUUUUUUUUUGUCAGACACUAAAAAAAAAACGGGCCGCACUUUUGGGGCUCUCCUUUGUUUCUUCAACUAAAUCUGUAUCAGUGUCUCCAUCUGCUGUUGAUUACACAGGACGCAGAUGUUUUUUUUUUUUUUUGAAUUGUCAUAUCGAAUAAGGAAAACAUUUGACGUUCAGUGAAGUGACAGCGCUUUGAUUGAUGCUGCGCCCGCAUACAAUGGACUGAGUCAUUCCCCUCGGCAGGGAUGACACUAAAAAAGCUACCGCCGCCACGCUAACAGCUGUCUAUCAAGGCCUAACAGUACUGUAAUCAUCUCAACCAUGGCUGACUCAUAUACAGGAGGUUAUUUUUAACUCGUGGUCAUACCAAGACGGGGACCAUUGACACUUAUUGAGAUUGCUGUUGUGUGUGUCUUUUUCUCUUCUUUCUGCUCUCGAGUGUUUAACAUUUCAGCUCUCUUCCGGUCUCGGCACCUCCGGCCCUCUUCACUGACACUCCCAACCCUUUAAAGACCUGCUUUGUUUUUUCUAGGACAUACAAUUCAACUGGUGCUUUGACACACCUGACUGUAAUUCUCUUAUAUUCUAUCACUCCAGAAAGGAAAGCAGGGGGGGAUAUAUGCUUUAAGUCUUGCUAUUUUCUUGUGGAUUCACCCAUUCUUUCUUUCUCUUCUUUUUUUGUUUUUUAAAAAAGAAAAAAAAAAAAUAACAGGCAUUUGCGCUCAUGUGCCAUGCCACCUCGGCCACACAACUCAAGAUCUGUGUGUGUUUGUGUGUGUGUAUGUGUGUGCACGGUGAGACCAGGAGAUUCAACAUCGCUCGUAGUCAUCUUGAUAUCCUUAAAAUUUCCAAAAAUGUUCUGUUCUGUAGACACCUGGGAAAGCUUAAGUAUUUGGGUUUUACAUGUUAAAAACUGUUUUAAAGGUAAGGCUUUAUUGGGUGAGCCGUACAGUAUACUGACCUCCUGUUAGGUCCUAAACAUAUCUUUCAGAAUGUAUAAAAAUAUUGUUCAUCAAGAAUCUUAUUAUAGAUGUAAAAGGGGUGAAAAACUGUACCGUAUUUGUCAUGCGAGGCCAUGAAAUCUUUUACGUAGAUGUAUCACUUGAAAGAAAAGAAUAAAAUUCAAUUAAAGUGUU